This is a messenger RNA of Penicillium diatomitis, 1413 nucleotides long. Its product is annotated as protein phosphatase 2A regulatory subunit CDC55. Bases 1 to 1413 code for a protein of 470 amino acids. NCBI's taxonomy places the organism in Eukaryota, Fungi, Ascomycota, Eurotiomycetes, Eurotiales, Aspergillaceae. Gene Ontology annotation, cellular component: protein phosphatase type 2A complex; cytosol. Gene Ontology annotation, biological process: peptidyl-serine dephosphorylation. The record is from RefSeq and is a predicted model, not a curated record. Gene Ontology annotation, molecular function: protein phosphatase regulator activity; protein binding. The transcript has 5 exons.
AUGGUAGACAGAGACUCCGGCACACCUACCUGGAAGUUCACACAGUGCUUCGGUGACAAAGGUGAUGUAGAGGAUAUCACAGAAGCUGAUAUUAUCUCGACGGUUGAGUUUGACCACACGGGUAAUUACCUGGCCACCGGUGACAAGGGUGGACGUGUGGUUCUGUUUGAGCGAAAUGAAACAAAAAAAACAUGCGAAUACAAGUUCCACACCGAAUUCCAAUCACACGAGCCCGAGUUCGAUUACCUCAAAUCUCUAGAGAUCGAAGAGAAAAUCAACAAGAUCAAGUGGUGCCGUCGGCAGAAUGCCUCACACUUCUUGCUGUCGACGAACGAUAAAACUAUCAAGCUAUGGAAGGUGUUUGAUAAGUCUCUCAAGGUGGUGGCUGAGAACAACCUGUCGAAUGAGUUGACUCCGGCCGGUGCAGCGGGCGGCGGAGGCAUUCCGCGCGCGCCCCGGGGCACUUUCAAGAGUGCCGGAUCGCUCAAGAUGCCCCGACUGACACAUCAUGACACCGUCGUCGCUGCUGUCCCGCGCAGGACCUACGCCAAUGCGCACGCUUAUCACAUCAAUAGCAUCUCCGUGAAUAGCGAUGGCGAGACCUUCAUCAGCAGUGACGACCUUCGCGUGAACUUGUGGAACCUCAACAUUCAAGACCAGAGCUUCAACAUUGUCGAUAUCAAGCCCGCCAACAUGGAGGAGCUGACCGAGGUUAUUACCGCCGCUGAAUUCCACCCCGUCAGCUGUAACUGGUUCAUGUAUGCCAGCUCCAAGGGUACCAUUAAGCUGGCCGAUAUGCGCCAGCGUGCCCUUUGCGAUGAGCACGCGAAACUGUUUGAACAAGAAGAAGACGCUUCCUCCCGCUCGUUCUUCUCCGAAAUCAUUUCAUCCAUCUCUGAUGUUCGAUUCUCCCAUGACGGGCGGUACAUUGUGUCCCGCGACUAUCUCACCGUGAAGAUUUGGGAUGUCAACAUGGAGCGCCAGCCAGUGAAGACAAUUCCAAUCCACGAACACUUGCGGCCUCGCCUCUGUGACACAUACGAGAACGAUAGCAUAUUCGACAAAUUCGAGGUGGUCUUCUCUGGCGACGCAGAAAAUGUCAUGACGGGCAGCUACAACAACAAUUUCAUGAUCUACCCCACCGAAGAACAGAAAGAGACCGAGAUUGUGCUACAGGCAGACAAGUCCGCCUUCAAGGCCAAGAAGGUCGGAGUGCCGACCCCCAUGAACAAGAACGGGAAGAAGGCCGGUUCAAGAUCCGGCAGCCCCGCCGGCCCCGGAAGCCGCAUGAAGAAAGAGACCGACGCCGACCAAAUUGACUUCAACAAGAAGAUCCUGCACAUGAGCUGGCAUCCCUUUGAGGACAGCAUUGCCAUCGCAGCCACCAACAAUGUGAGUUUUGUCUCUGUCUGA